AAUAACAACAACAACAACAAUAACAGCUAUCAUGAUGAUGACAACAAUAAUAGCAACCACAACGACAACAUCGCUGAUGAGGGUGACAACAAUUGUAAUAACAACAACAACAAUAACAACAACAACAACAACAACGACAACAACAACAACAACAACAACGCUGCAAAUAGCCCAGAUCAUACCCAAAAGGGAGCCAGCGCCGCCUGGUGCUCCAUCGUAAAUGACGACAGUUUUUCCUGGGAUGACGAAACUGACGAUUCUGAAGAGAGCAGAGGAGGAGACGAGGAGGGCAAGGGUAACGAUGAUGACGAUGGUGGUGACGACAGUGAAAAGGACGAUGACAGUGAUGAUGAUGAUGACGGUGGUGAUGGAAACCACCAUAGUGACGAUGAUGAUUCUGAGGGGGAUGAAGGUAGUGGGGAAGAAGAAGAAGGCUGGAGUGACCAGGAGAAAAAAGACGAACAGAAGUUGGAACGCAAGGACAGCACCAGAGAGAUGAAAUACCCACAGUUCGGUAGACAGAAAUGUCUUCCUCACUCCUCUCAGGAACGGCCUACCGCUGGUCAGGGGGAUGAGCAGCCAGAUGGUUCGAGGAAAGUGGGAAUUAGCGAGUCCUCGGCACUGGAAAGUUCAUCCAAUAUGGCAACACAGGCUAGGAAAGAAAAAGGAAACAGCCGGAAGAAAGGUGUCUCGUUCCACUUUCCGGUUGCCAAGGUCUGGGAAAUUUCGAGGUCGGAACGGUCAGUGCAACCAGGACAUGGUGGAAAGAGAUUACGUCGUUUUCUGAAGUCUGUCCUGACCAAGGAUAAAACCAAAGCUAGAGAGAAAGAUGAACACGCUCUUGAAGUUUAUAACGAAGAGGGCGUUUAUCGAACGAAAGCCGAAAGUGCUUCUGAGAAUAGUUAUAUGAUGCAAAGUAACCACCUCGUCCACAAAGGUAGUAAUGUUUGUGGAAACACAGAAACAGCCAACGAGACUAAAACGUGUCAGAAAUCCGGUAUGUUCACGACCGCGACGAGUUUGAAAUUGGAAGAAAACAGCCAGAGUCGGGAUAAGAAGAAGCAAGCAGAGUCGCCCAAAAGCUACGCACGAUACAAGCAUAAGGGGGACAAUCACGGCUUGAAAAGAUCUUGGCUUCACUGGCUGGGUCUUAGACGUCGUCCAACAGAAGGUCAAGGACGCGGAGUGACCGCUGCACCCUCCGAGUCCCAGGAGCGACACACUGGUGAGUCAGGCUGGUCAAAUGACACGCAACGUCAGUCGGUGUCUCGGGUUCCCGUGAAUACGGCGAAAGGCUCACCACUUCUCCAUAAGGUAUCUAGGUUGGAAAGGAGGUCGAUUGUCCCAACAGAAAAUGAACUAGGACGAGUUCAUAGGUCAGGAGUUAGAAAUGCUCACAAAUCAAAGGCAUAUAGACCACUCGUUCACAUGGACAAAGUAAGGACCCGCAGAGACGUUCAAGGCGAAAAGUUACAAGACACCAGACACAAGACACAGGCUACCAUUCAGGACGAAAUGUUUCAAGACACUAGAGUAAAGACCCACAGAGGCAUCCAGGACAAAAAGCCAAGAGACAAGACAGAGAACAGACGGGAAGACAGCGACCCCAAGCGCUCAGACAGUAACAACAAUAUGCAAAGAGCGCGUCACCAUGACGACACGAGCGCGUCAACCGGAGGUGUGGGGUUCAAGGACGAGUUUGGGGCUCUGGAGAAGUACCAGGAACAUCUGCUGAAGACUCUCAGCUUCUCGUCUGCGCUCCAGAACAUGGACAAAAACCGUUUCAGCGCCCUGCUGGCCCCAGACCACAGCCGUGUGAUGGUGGAGAAGGUAGAGGUCGGGGACACAGACUACUAUAACGCCAGCCACAUCGAGCUGGGUACAGGGGUGGACUACAUAGCCGCACAGAGUCCUUUCUCACCCAGCACCGCCAACGACUUUUGGAGGCUUCUACUGCAGAACAGAGUGGAGACGGUGGUGAUGUUGUGUAACUGUGUGGAGGGGGGCCACACCAAGAGUCACCAGUACUGGGCUGACAGGGGCGUGUUUGUGGGCGGGGCCUACCUCUGUCUGACAGAAGGAGAGGAGACCUUCGCAGACUAUGUUAUCAG
Molecule: messenger RNA, 2111 nt
Organism: Aplysia californica (California sea hare)
Lineage: Eukaryota; Metazoa; Mollusca; Gastropoda; Aplysiida; Aplysiidae
Biological process (GO): protein dephosphorylation
Molecular function (GO): protein tyrosine phosphatase activity
Source: RefSeq, a predicted model, not a curated record